GGAAGUCUCGCGAGAACGAACGGCGGCGACUGCCCUUGGGUGCGGGGAGACGGUCGGGUGUGCGGUGCGGGGCCAGGGGUGCGCGGUCAUGGUGCAGACGCUUCUUCAGCAAUACCGGGACAUUCCCGAUGGCACCGAGUGCCACCGCAAGACCUACGCCAGUACCACACUGAGUGGUGCCGCUGGCCUGAUCUUCUCCGCCUACAGUGUCACGCUGCAGCCGCCAGAUUCCUUCCUGGAGGGAGUGGCGAGGACAGGGCGAUACACAUUUACUGCAGCCGCCAUCGGUGCCAUAUUUGGCCUCACCUCCUGCAUCAGUGCCCAGGUCCGAGAGAAGCCCGACGACCCCCUCAACUACUUCAUCGGAGGCUGUGCCGGAGGCCUGACCCUGGGAGCGCGCACUCACAGCUAUGGGAUCGGAGCCGCCGCGUGUGCGUACAUGGGCACGAUCGCCGCGUUGGUCAAGAUGGGCCAGCUGGAGGGCUGGAAGGUGUUUGCAGCACCCAAGGUGUGAGCCCCGCCGCCUCCCGGGUCCCCGGCCAGGUUGAAAUGCGACGAGAAAUAAAUUCUGUGCAUACUGGUG
Molecule: messenger RNA, 583 nt
Organism: Leopardus geoffroyi (Geoffroy's cat)
Lineage: Eukaryota; Metazoa; Chordata; Mammalia; Carnivora; Felidae
Gene: NDUFA11
Product: NADH:ubiquinone oxidoreductase subunit A11
Exons: 4
Coding region: 89-514 (141 amino acids)
Biological process (GO): mitochondrial respiratory chain complex I assembly
Source: RefSeq, a predicted model, not a curated record